CUCUCUUACAGGUACUAGCAGCUCCAGCCAUUAUUGGUGUCCUAAUGGUGGACUCACCCACCACCUCUUAUGGUUUAUUAUUCAUUGCCUAUGUGACAGCUGAGACAUGGCUUGGGCCAGCAGCUGCUUUAGUUCAAGAUAUCACUCUGCCUGGGAUGAGAGCCCAAGCCUCUGCAGUGUACAUUGGUAUAAUCUCAAUUGUGGCCAGCAUUGGACCAGUGCUGGUUCCCCUGUUUUCUGAUCAUGUCCCAGCCUUUUCUGAUUGUCUUGGUUUGCGUUAUGCUCUCCUCUGCACUGUCCCUACCUUUUACUUCAUCUCUGCUUUGAUCUUUGGCUCGCUUGGUCUAGUAAUGAAGUACUGGGCACAGAAACAUAAGAACAAAUCCGGUAGCUAUGCUAUUUUUACGGACGCCAUUGCUACCAGCAACGAUAAUGGGAAGACCACUUAGCAACUGUUUGCUGUAUGGAUAAUAGCAAUAAUGA
This is a messenger RNA of Amphimedon queenslandica, 483 nucleotides long. RefSeq lists its product as uncharacterized. NCBI's taxonomy places the organism in Eukaryota, Metazoa, Porifera, Demospongiae, Haplosclerida, Niphatidae. The record is from RefSeq and is a predicted model, not a curated record. Bases 45 to 449 code for a protein of 134 amino acids. The transcript is spliced from 3 exons.